AGUAGCAGCAGCCUGGCCACAGUCUGCCGUCUGUCUAUCAGUCUGUCUUUCCGCAAGCCCAUCCGGCUGGCUGGCUUCCUCUUGCUCCUCUGUAACCUGCCUGGCCAGCCACCUAUCUGUAAGGCUGUCUGUUAUCCUUUGUAUCCAGUUGUCUGGCCUGUGUGUCUUGCUGGCCCCAUCGAUCUUUUUCUGUCUGUCCAAUCGCCUGAGUUCACCCUGUGUAAUUUCGUUUCCCUUCAGUUUGUCAGUUUGUCCCCCUCUGUCUGUCCACUGCCCUGUGUGUCCAGCUGCCUUCCUCUCUCUCUCUCCCUGGACCACUGAGCCAUGGCAUGGGGCCAGAGGGCCACGGUCUGCCUGGUCCUACUGGGUGUGGGUCUGGGUCUGACCAUCAUUGUGCUGGCUGUGGUCCUUUCUCAUCACCAAGCCUCUUGCGGUCCUGGUGCCUUCACACGUGCCGCUGUGGCUGCUGACUCCAAGAUCUGCUCGGAUAUUGGACGAGCCAUCCUCCAGCAGCAGGGCUCACCUGUGGAUGCCGCCAUCGCUGCCCUGAUCUGUACUGGGGUUGUCAACCCUCAGAGCAUGGGCCUGGGCGGAGGGGUUGUCUUCACCAUCUACAAUGCAUCAACAGGGAAAGUGGAAGUCAUCAAUGCUCGGGAGACAGUACCAGCCAGCUGUGACCAGGACCUGCUAAACCAGUGUAGAAACUCCCUGCCACUGGGCACAGGGACCCAGUGGAUCGGGGUUCCUGGUGAGCUCCGGGGCUAUGCGGAGGCCCACCGCCGCCACGGCCGCCUGCCUUGGGCUCAGCUUUUCCGGCCCACCAUCGCACUGCUCCGAGAGGGUUUCCAUGUGCCCUCUGUCCUCAGCCAGUUUCUCAACAACAGCAUCCUGUGGCGCUCCUUGAAUUCAUCAACCCUGAGACAGCUCUUCUUCAAUGGGACAGAAACCUUGAGAACUCAGGACCCAUUCCCAUGGCCUGCGCUGGCCAACACCCUGGAGACUGUGGCCACGGAGGGUGCAGAGGCCUUAUACACGGGGAGGCUGGGCCGCAUGCUGGUGGAAGAUAUUGCCAAGCAAGGAAGCCAGCUGACAGUUCAGGACUUGGCUGCCUUCCAGCCGGAAGUGGUGGAACCCCUGGAGAUGCCCCUAGGAAACUAUACCCUGUACUCACCGCCACCGCCUGCAGGGGGCGCUAUUCUUAGCUUAAUUCUCAACGUGCUGAAAGGGUUCAACUUCUCUGCAGAGACGGUGGCCCGGCUUGAAGGGAAAGUGAACAUGUACCAUCACCUUGUAGAGACUCUCAAGUUCGCAGUGGGGCAGAGGGGCCGGCUAUGGGACCCUUCCAGUUACCCAGGGAUACAGAACAUCUCCCAGGACUUUCUCGGGGAAGAUCUAGCCCAGCGCAUCCGCCAGCAGAUCGACGGCCGUGGGGACCACCACCGACUCAGCCGUUACAACCUGUCCCGGGUCAGGGGCAACAAGAUGGGCACCUCUCAUGUGUCUGUGUUGGGAGAAGACGGCAGUGCCGUGGCAGCUACCAGCACCAUCAACACACCCUUUGGAGCGAUGGUGUACUCCCCACAGACAGGCAUCCUCCUUAACAACGAACUACUAGACUUAUGCCGGAGAAACGUACCAGGUUCCAAUGUCAUCCCUCCGCCUGUCCCAGGUGAGCGGCCACCAUCUUCCAUGGUACCCUCCAUCUUGGUCAACAAAGGCCAGGGAUCGAAGCUGGUGAUCGGUGGGGCUGGUGGAGAGCUUAUCAUCUCGGCUGUGGCCCAGACUAUCAUGAAUAAGCUCUGGUUUGGCUUUGACCUGACAGAAGCCAUUGCUGCUCCUAUCCUACAUGUCAACAACGAGGGCCACGUGGAGUAUGAACCCAACUUCAACCAGGAGGUACGGAAGGGGCUACAGGACCGAGGCCAGAGUCAGAGCCAGAGCCAGCGGCCAGUUUUCCUGAAUGCGGUCCAGGCCGUGUUUCAGGAAGGACCCUGCAUCUAUGCCGUAUCUGAUCUGAGGAAGGCUGGAAAGGCUUCGGGAUACUAAGACAGCUGUACCCAGAGCUAGGAUCUGGCCCACUAUGAGUGCCGUGACCCACAUGGAUGAUGCUGUACGCCUGAGUACUCCAGGACCUGGAUCCCUUGCCGUGAGGUCAACCUGGGACUGAAAAGAACAGGGCUCAGCUCAGCAGAUGAAUGACUGGAGAGGGAAGGAUUGACUUGUCCCUGGUCCCCAUCCCAACACCUCCCGUGGGCCUGCCCCUGUUCUUCUAGCCUUGCCCUGGCCUCAUGCUCUCCCUCUUAAAUGGUGUACCUGCCAGUCCAAGAUUAAAAGGAGCCACAGUGUGAA
This is a messenger RNA of Arvicanthis niloticus (Nile rat), 2349 nucleotides long. RefSeq names its product gamma-glutamyltransferase 5 (gene Ggt5). Gene Ontology annotation, biological process: glutathione catabolic process. The record is from RefSeq and is a predicted model, not a curated record. Gene Ontology annotation, molecular function: glutathione gamma-glutamate hydrolase. NCBI's taxonomy places the organism in Eukaryota, Metazoa, Chordata, Mammalia, Rodentia, Muridae.